Molecule: messenger RNA, 5096 nt
Organism: Bursaphelenchus okinawaensis
Lineage: Eukaryota; Metazoa; Nematoda; Chromadorea; Rhabditida; Aphelenchoididae
Source: the annotation of a GenBank genome assembly
AUGCCAUUGCCGAACAAAAGUGGCGAAAUACAUUCACAUGGACAGCCAAAUCCGAAUUCUAUGUCUUCUGGAAUCGUCUCCACAACAGAUUCAAGAGGUAUGAUUAAUGUUUCUUUGAGAAAUUUAGGUACACAUCGCAUGUUGAUGACUUGGUUGACUUUGUCGUAACUUUUUUUAAUAAAUAGAUAUAAAAUAAACUUUAAACUUAUUUUUUGACCUUUAUUUUAAACUUAACAAAAAGUGAUGAUAUGAGUUUUGUAAAGCAUAAAAAGGGAGUAUAUAUUCCGAAUGCUUUAAGUUUAUGUCUUGCUUUUUGAAAAAAGAUAUGAUUCAAAAUGGCAAAAAUUUAAGAAAAAUUUGUUUUUUGGGAGAAAUAGGGUUUUUCGGUGUUUUUUGAUGCUUGACACCUUAAAAUUAAGUUUUUAAUACCUAAAAUAAUAGUUCUGUUACCUAAAGCUCACCUUUUUUAUAUUCUAUUACUUAAACUUCUAUUUCCAGGCCUCCUAGCCAGUGGCACACAAAAUGGUGUGGUUGGGAUAGCAGUGACAGACACUGCCCACUCGGAAUCUUUUGCUGAAUCCGAUCUGUCACGUCGAUACAAUUACAAUUUGCGAGGGCAUCACGUUAAAAUUCAGCGGGUUGCGUGGAAUGCGACUAUGACAAAACUGGGUUCGUGCGAUGAGAACGGUGUGAUUUAUGUCUGGGUACCAAACGAGGAACGAUGGUCGGUGGAGCUGGUCAAUGAUCGAGGAUUGAAGGUCCGAGAUUUUGAUUGGAGUCCUAAUGGAUCGGCCGCGCUUAUAUUGUAUGAGGACAACUUUGUUCUGAUUGGUAGGUUGUUUUAGUUUGAUAUUAUGAUAGGUUGAUUGAAAUCUGGGUUUAGUGGAAUAUUUUGAUAAAUAAUGGAAGAUAAUGAGUUAUCAUGAUAAAUAGCUACAGAUAAUGAAUUAUAUUACUUAAAGCAAUAUUUUUUAACCUUCAGGCUCUGCCGUUGGUCAAAGAAUCUGGUCGAACACCUUCCUAAACCAAGUCAAUUGUGGUACCUGGUCGCCGAACUCAAAAGAACUCGUACUAGGCUUAGAAACCGGUCAAAUUCAAGUCUUCAACGAUCAAGGAACGAUAAUCACGGAACGACAACUUCUCCAAGUCGGUGUUUUUAAACUAGCGUUCUCCCCAAUCCGAGAAGACGAAGAAGAACAUCAGAAGUGGACAUUGGCUGUCGUAUCAAGCGACGAUCAGAUCCUGUUUUUGAAUACUCAGUACGAGGUGGAGUUGUACGGAUGGAAAAGUCGUGACAGUAUCAGAAGCAUCCACUGGAGCUCCAGCGGUCUAUUAUUGGCCGUAGUUUGCAGUACAGGAAGGAUUGUCAUCCUGAACCAUCAAGGCCGACCGGUACACAGCUUCAUACCUCCAAUCAUGUUCGACGACGAAUCAAUGGUCUUCACUUGGGCACACAAGGAUGAAAUGAUGGUUGUAGCAGCAGGAUCAACCAUAGCAGUAGGCCGAGUAGUCGCAGGUGUACCAGCCUUGACCGAACUUGUCGCAUAUCAACUAUGGUUAAGUGCCGGCCGAACCGGUCGAUUUGCAUACCGACUACAGCUCCCACAACGACCAACUACCAUCAUAAAGCAAUUCGAUCGGCAUCUGAUAAGAUGUCGAGUACCAUCGUACGACAAAAUGUGCCGUUUCGUAUGUGAACCCACCUUCUGGCGAUGGUACUGCACCAUAAUGCCAAUACCAAGAAAGUCAUAUCAGUAUAUGUUGUGUGUAGAACAUCUGGGAGGCAUGAUCCCCGUGCUAAUAGGACGACAAAUCAAUCGUGUCAUACCGCAGUUUUUGAUCAGCCUACCCCCGUCCACGGCAUAUACCACGCCCGGCUACAGUUACGGCCCAUGGGCAAUCAAAGAUCACAUGGUAGGCCCGAGAUGGUCGUAUGCCGCGGAUUGUAAUGUGAAUCUACCAAUGCCAAACUAUUCGUUCACUCAUGAUCUGGAACCAAUGCCACCAAGUGGAAUCGAAGAUCCGAGUGAAACUAGUGGAUAUGCUCAAACUAUCGGUAAGUAGAGGGGGUUUAUAAAAAAUUUUUGAAAAAUGGAUUCAUGCCGAUUGUAAAGGGUUUAAUGUUGCAUAUAUAGUGAAAGUUUCAACUCAAUAUCUUGUUUUAUAAAAAAAUUAUACUAAUUUAAAAGGUCGAAAGUCAAAAAGAAAACAUAAUAUUAUGAUAGUCAGGCCCAUAAUUUGUCAUAUACGAGGACUAAAAUUACCUUAUUUUAGCCAAACGAAAGCUACAAGAAGACAUCCUCCUAGCUCCACAACCCGAACCUCGCAACUCGGUGUGGCGACGCAGUAAGCGACGCAUCAAAAAGUUCAUGUCCAAGCGACUGGCCAACCCGAUAGUGAAAUCGAAUCGAGUACUAUGCCACGUAUCAUCCAAUGUAUGGUGUACACGAUUCAAAAUCACAUCACCCGGUAUCCGUGACCUCCCCCCAACCCUCGCGCAUGUCGUCUAUAAAACCUCGGUUUUACAUUUACAACCGCGACAAAUGGCCAUAGCUUUGUGUGACCUGAGGCCAUUGACCAAGAACCUGCCCUUGCCUAUGAACACAACCUUGUCGGUGGAUAGAACUACUGGAAUAAGAAACUUUAGGUCGGCUGAUAGCAGUCCAGCUGUUUUUAGGUAAGAAAUUGAGGUUUUUGGAAAUUUGUUACCUAAUUUGUAAAGUGUUACUAAUUUGGUACUAAAUUUGAAAAAUGGUCCUAUUUUAGUAAUAUUUUUAAAAUUAUGCUAAUUUAGUACAUAAUGUCAAAUAACUUUUGCUAUGUAACUGUAUUGAAUAAGUCAUAUCAUUCUAGGCCAACUGACCGCCCCCGCACAGCCCGCGGCCCCCGGACCCUUCAGCAAAUCAACGCCGACUCCAGCGAUGACCAAAUUAACAACAAUCGACCGGUCGCACCCAUCCGCCCAACAAUCAUGGACCCCAUCCUUCGCUUCGAACAACAACAGCGCCAACUCCAACCCAUCCCACCUCAACAACGCCAGUUCAUGACCUACGCCGAGACCCGGGCUCGCCUCAGAGAUCGGCGACCAAUCCAAAGAGUACCAGUUGCUCAAAUCCAACAACCCGACCAGAAUCAGAAUCAUCAAACGAGACGAAGAAGCCGGGCUAGAACUCUGAGGAAUCACUUGCUGCGGCGAACUGAUCAACAACAAGAUCAACAGAGCCUACUACAACAUGCUCACUUGGAUAAUAUCAAUGAGGCUGAGCUGUUGGGCCCCAGAAUUGAGGAAGAAAGGAGGGUGGAGGAGAUUGAGGAAGGUAGGAAAUUGAUUUUUUAAAAGUUUAGGCGCUUUUUCAUUUUUUUUUGUUAAAGCAUUUUUUGAUUGUUUUUUUUAAAAUAUUUAUUACCUUUUUUAAUAAUUUUUCAAAAAACUUAUUCCAGCUCGCCCAGCAUCCCCCAGCCAAGAAGACGAACUAGUCGAAGAGGAACGUCGUCUUUAUACCAACGUCCUCGCCGAGUACGAAGGCCUUCGCACUGCCGUCGACGAACACAUUCAACGAAUGCGCCGUUUCGCCGAUGAACUCAAAAACACAAAACCCAAGCUAGCCAAGCGAAAACCCGAAAAGACGAAGAAGACCGCGGCCAAAGGCAAAAAGGAAAAACCAAAAAAGUCGACCAGUUUCGCCGACCAAACUGACCAAGCCGUCCAAACCGAAAAGCCACGCCUCUCAUGGCAACACAAACUCGAUUCUCUGGAUUUCAUCGACGAAGAUGCGAAGGAGGAUUCAGCGUCGGAUGAGGCCGCUCUUCUACCUCCACACUCUCCACCACCACCACCGCCCGAGCUCAGGCCAAGCACCUCCGAUUCGAGCACGUCGGCCGAAAGCAAAGCCAAAAAGGACGACAUUAUCGACCGGUUGACGGCAUUGGCCGCUGAUCUUAGGUUGAGAGGGCAUCGGAAAGAGGCCGAAAUGGUAAGGAAGGGGGUGUUGUUGAAGAUUUUGUAAGGGAACGGAUAUUAUAAAAGGUUUCAUAAAGGAAAAGGUAUCAUUGUAGGAUCUUUUGAAAAAUAAGCUGUUUGGUCCAAAAGUUUAAAGAAAAACCAAUUUUCCUAAUUUUUAAAAGGAAAACCCUACGGCUAGUUCAAUAUUACAUUCUUUGUUACAUUUUCAUAAAGUUACCCUAACAUAACAUGCUAUAUUUCCAGGCGGAAGACCAGAAUCGUCUGCUACAAGACGAAUCCCAGCCGGAUUCGGCCGUUCCCCGCUCCCCGUCCGUCGACGAUAUGCGAGCUCAACUCCGCGACAUUGCGGCCCAACUGGGACAACUGGAAGAAGCCAUCCGAACCAACUCGAUGCUCUCCGACCUCCAUCAACGCGUUCAAAACUUGAAAUCGACCUUAGGUGAAAACCCUCACGCGGCCGACUUUUUGGACACAAAACGUCGCAAAAAGGACGAAGAUGACAUAAUGGACAUCCAAAGCGAGCGUGCUGAUUCACCACAAAACCCCCAACAACAAUAUGGAGUGAUAAGGGUGGCGAACAAAACCCCGUUCUGGAACGAGGAGAGUCAGGUCUAUCAGGUAAGGAUAAUAUAGCUAGUGGGGGAGGCUUUUAAAGGCAUAGUAGCCGGUUAAAAAAUGUAAAUUAACGUUAUGUUGCCUGGUAGAAACGAUUUUAUGGAAAAAUAGUUUCUUGACGUUUUUAUGACGUUUCAUGUUUUCGUUAUGGGACCUAUUGAAGGUCAAUGUGUUAUAACUUUAAAAAUUAUUUAUGGAAAAACACGUAUUUUACACCGUUUUGUUCCUCAUAAUGAAUGGUUUUAUUAAAAAAACUUUUCUUUGUAAUUUUCUUGUUUUCGUGGUGGGACCCAAUAAACCUGUAACACCGUUUUUAAACCCCUAUUUUCAGUUGGAUUUUGGCGGUCGAGUGACGCAAGAAUCGGCCAAAAACUUCCAAAUCGAGCACGAAAACGAGCAGGUAAUGCAGUUCGGCCGGAUCGAAAACGGCGCCUAUACCCUGGACUUUUGCACUCCCUUGUCGGCGGUUCAGGCAUUCGGAAUCGCUUUGGCUUCAAUCACACAACGCCUCAAAUAA